GCGGAUAAGGAGCUCUGUGCCCGGUGUCAGCCAGUCGAGCCGCAAUCAACUGGGAGAAACCACUCGUCCCGUAUCUUCAGUAUCAGUAACACUCAUCGUCGGCAGAAGACCCGGCCGGGGUGGGUGGGGUGGGGGUCUCCAUAAAACCUGCAGCCCAUCCGGCCAUCCCAACGGCCUCCCGCCACCCUCUCACUACUCUCUCCGAUCCCCCCGGCCGGGCCGGCUUCUCUGCACUGCCCCUGCUGUUCGUUUGCUCACCAGAUUGGAUCAGCUCGGAUUCCGGUUUCGGCGCGGCCCCCCGGAGAGGAGCUGCUGCUGCUGGUGGUCCUGGAGCGGAGGUAUCUAUUCUAUUCAGCGAUUUGGUGUCAGUGUGUUUUGGCUCUCUCUAUAUCUUCCUCCCUUGUCAGUUUCUUGACUCCCCCGGUGUUGACUUGUGUGUGCUCUGGCCGUCAUCUCUGAUUUGCCGUCUUCCUCUUCUUCUCCGUCAUCGUCGUUGGCUGCUGCUGCUUCUUUCUCGCUGCCCUGCCUGUCUGGCUGCCUCUUUCUUUCUUUCUUUCUUUCAGGGAAGAGAGGCUGCUGAACAAGACGUGUGUGAGUGUGCCUGGAAGGAAGAGAACUAGAGAGGCGAGGAACUUGCUUCCCGGGGUGAGAGGAAAUCAGGCGGAGCGGGAAGGGGGGGCUCGGAGAUGGCAGGCGGGUUCGGCGGCGGCGGGGCGGCCCCCGGGAGGGCGGAGCUCUACGAGGGCAGGAUCACCAGCUACUUCAUCCUCGCCUGCAUCGUCGGCUCCUUCGGCGGAUCCCUCUUCGGCUAUGAUCUCGGAGUCUCCAGCGGCGUGACGUCCAUGGACGACUUCCUGAAGAAGUUCUUCCCGGACGUGUACCACCGGAAGCAGGCGCACCUGCGCGAGACGGACUACUGCAAGUACGACAACCAGGUGCUGACGCUCUUCACCUCCUCGCUCUACUUCGCCGGCCUCGUCUCCACCUUCGGCGCCUCCUACGUCACCAAGCGCCGCGGCCGGCGCGCCAGCAUCAUGGUCGGCGCCACCAGCUUCUUCCUCGGCGGCGCCGUCAACGCCGCCGCCGUCAACAUCGCCAUGCUCAUCGUCGGCCGCGUGCUCCUCGGCGUCGGCAUCGGCUUCGGCAACCAGGCCGUCCCGCUCUACCUCUCCGAGAUCGCGCCCUACCGCAUCCGCGGCGCCGUCAACCAGCUCUUCCAGCUCACCACCUGCCUCGGCAUCCUCGUCGCCGACAUCAUCAACUACUUCACCGACCGCCUGCACCCGUGGGGGUGGCGCCUCUCGCUGGGGCUCGCCAUGGGCCCCGCCACCGCCAUCUUCGUCGGCGCGCUCUUCCUGCCGGAGACGCCCAACAGCCUCGUCGAGCGGGGGCUGUUCGAGGAGGCCCGCCGCGUGCUGGAGAAGGUGCGCGGCACGCACAAGGUGGACGCCGAGUUCGAGGACCUCAAGGAGGCCAGCGAGGCGGCGCGCGCCGUCAAGGGCACGUUCCGGAACCUGCUCGCCGCGCGCAACCGCCCGCAGCUCAUCAUCGGCGCGCUCGGCAUCCCGGCGUUCCAGCAGUUGUCGGGCAUGAACUCCAUCCUCUUCUACUCGCCCGUCAUCUUCCAGAGCCUCGGCUUCGGCUCCUCCGCCGCGCUCUACUCCUCCAUCAUCACGGGCUCCAUGCUCGUCGUCGGCGCGCUCAUCUCCAUGGUCACCGUCGACCGCCUCGGCCGCCGAUUCCUCUUCAUCGAGGCCGGCGUCCAGAUGAUCUCAUCCAUGGUGGUUGUGGCCGUGAUCCUGGCGCUCAAGUUCGGGCACGGCGAGGAGCUGUCCAAGGGCGUGAGCACGGUGCUGGUGGUGGCCAUCUGCCUCUUCGUCGUCGCCUACGGCUGGUCCUGGGGGCCGCUGGGGUGGCUUGUCCCCAGCGAGCUGUUCCCGCUGGAGAUGCGGUCGGCGGGGCAGAGCGUGGUGGUGUGCGUGAACCUCUUCUGGACGGCGGCCGUGGCGCAGUGCUUCCUCGCCGCGCUGUGCCACCUCCGGUGGGGCGUGUUCGUGCUCUUCGCGUCGCUCAUCGUCGUCAUGUCCAUCUUCGUUAUCCUCCUGCUGCCGGAGACCAAGCAGGUGCCCAUCGAGGAGGUCUGGAUGCUGUUCGACAGGCACUGGUACUGGAAGCGCAUCGUCCGCAAGGACCCCAAGUACCAGGGAAACCUCCACCAGCAGCAGGAGAUGGCGCGAGCUUGACGAUGAUACUAAGUUUCAAUAAGGUGCAUGUGGGAUGUUUACUAGACAGACUAAGUUGUGAUUAUGUUCUUGAUGCAAUGCAAAGAGGAGCUAGGAUUGGAGAUGCUGCUUAAUUGCCUUUGUCGUCCAUGGUUUCGUGUUCUUGGAAGUUCAGGCUUGUGGGGCAAAAAGUUGUCCCAACGUGUAUUUGGUGGCAGGUAGAUGCUAAAUGUGCUAGGCCUCUAUGAAUCUAUGAUGUUACUCGCUGUUCGGAUUUGAUUGAGAUCGAAUUUAUAUCUUAUGAAUGCAGUGUUUGCACUCUGAAUGCUUCAA
This is a messenger RNA of Panicum virgatum (switchgrass), 2555 nucleotides long. Its product is annotated as sugar transport protein 14-like. Gene Ontology annotation, molecular function: monosaccharide transmembrane transporter activity. Lineage: Eukaryota; Viridiplantae; Streptophyta; Magnoliopsida; Poales; Poaceae. Gene Ontology annotation, biological process: monosaccharide transmembrane transport. The record is from RefSeq and is a predicted model, not a curated record. The transcript has 4 exons. The coding region runs from base 687 to 2243 and encodes 518 amino acids. Gene Ontology annotation, cellular component: membrane.